AUGGCGCCCAACAGACCGGAAGAGGCACGGCGAUCACGAUCACCGUGGCGCAGACCCGGCGCACCAGUCAUGACCCUGGCAACCUCCACUGCCAAACCGCCGCCAAGCCCGAUUUUCCGACCGGGGGAUCCUCACCGUGCGAGACAUUGCGGGGACUUGGGAUUCACAUCCUGUGAAAAAGAGAGGGUUUGGCGAACUCUGCGGCAGUCCCCUCUUGGUGUUUACAUCCAGUCGACUAGCGAAACCAUACCCACCGCGAAUCAUCAUGAUCACCAUCCAUCAAGGUGGGCGUUUUCCCCCGCUCAAUUAUUGAACAGUGAGACAUGCGGCGUCUUUGGUGUGCGUAAUGCCGGGUUCUUGAGUAAACCAUCUGAGUCAACCGGUUCCCCCCUUGCCCUGCUCUCCUCAUCGGUCACGCCUCGGCGAGUCCUGCAGUCGAUCGGGUGCAGCAGCCUGCAGGCUUCCGCUCUGCAGAUGUACAGUGGCUUGUGCUCUACGACGGUCAACCCGUCCAUUCUGCACUCUACAGUAGGGUGUUUGACACGAUCCAACGAGACCUUGGGACGAACAGGUGAGGUGAGCCCGUGA
Messenger RNA from Penicillium oxalicum, 588 nucleotides. RefSeq lists its product as uncharacterized. Lineage: Eukaryota; Fungi; Ascomycota; Eurotiomycetes; Eurotiales; Aspergillaceae. The record is from RefSeq and is a predicted model, not a curated record. The transcript has 3 exons. Bases 1 to 588 code for a protein of 195 amino acids.